CCUCUUCUCUUUCUCUCAUCUUUUGUCUUCUGUCAUAACAGCUCUCCAAAGCAAUUCUUGGUGUUGUAAAAGAGAAAAAAAAAAAAAAAAAAAGUUCAAAAAAACAAAGGGAUUCAUUCCCAUUGCCCUCAAUCCAAGCUGCUCACUCUUUCCCUUUUCUCUCCCUCCCUGACUGAUUUCAUUUCAUACUCCUUAUUAACUGGCGCAUCGAUUUCUCAGUUUGCUUUUGUCCGAAACAGAUUGGAAUUGCAAAGAACAUCAUCAUCGGUUGGUGACGGAGUAAUGGGAUCAAAAUUGGAAAUCGCCGUUCAAAUGAGAAAAAUCCUGAUCAUAUCAAUCAGAACGUGUUAUAGAUCAGUUUCCGGUCAUCCAUUCCUUGUGGGUAUGCUCUGUUUCUUGUUAUUUCUGUGUAAAUCUUUUCCUUUCGCAUUUUCCCUUUUGGUCUCUGCAUCCCCUGUUUUGUUCUGCACUGCUCUUCUCCUUGGGACCCUUCUGAGUUAUGGGCAACCCAACAUGAUACCCGAAAUUGAAAAAGAUGAUCAGUUUGGUCAUGCCCAUCAUGUUGCGUCUCUUAAGGCUGGGGUUUCUGGGGAUGCCACUGUUGUUGUUGAUGAGAGAGAUGAGAGCUUUGUUAUAGAAAGACACGCAGGAAAGGGAAGGGAUAUAGUAGAGGAGGCUGUUGAUGGUUCUAGUUCUGCGGAAGAUAAAGUCGGUAAGGUCGAGGUGGAUGAUGGGUUGGCUGAUUAUGUGCCACCGAUUGAUCGUAGUUCCCGGGAAAUUCAGUUAGAGAAGCGAGCAAUAGAGGAAUCUGAGGAAGAGUUUCACGGUUUUGAAUUGGAAAAGAAGGAAAUUAAUCAGGAGAACUUGGGGAUUGAAGGUGUGUCAGAUGAUUGGGAACAUCUUGAGAACCAAUAUGGGUUGAUUCACAAAGUGGGAGAUGAGAGUCUUAAAGUGGAAGGUCUUGUUAAGCCCCCGGGAGAGUUGGUUGAUGCUCAUAAGGAGGAUCACUUGGAUUUGUCUCCUUAUGUUGAUAAUGAUGAUGAUGAUGGUGAUGAUGGGUCUUUGGAUUCAGGGUCUGAUCUGGCGGAGAGUUCCUCGCCAGAUGCUUCAAUGGCUGACAUCAUUCCAAUGCUUGAUGAGCUCCACCCACUUUUGGAUUCGGAAGCUCCACAGCCUGCACAGUUUCCUAAAAGUAAUGAUGGCAGUGUUGACUCGGGUGAAGAAUCGGAAAUUCAGGGAGAAGUAGAAGAUGUUGUUGAUGAAAAUGAAGAUGAUGAGGAGGAAGAAGAAGCACAGGGAGGCAAGGAGGAUGAAAGUAAAUCGGCAAUCAAGUGGACAGAGGAUGACCAAAAGAACCUCAUGGAUCUAGGUACUUCGGAGCUGGAGAGGAACCAACGCCUGGAGAAUCUCAUUGCAAGGAGGAGAGCACGGAAAAACAUGAGAUUGAUUACUGAAAAGAAUUUAAUAGAUUUAGAUGGUGCUGACCUUCCCUUUAACGUUCCACCCAUUUUGACAGCAAGACGCAAUCCUUUCGAUCUCCCUUGCGAUUCCUAUGAACCACCUGGUUCCGCACCAUCUAUAUUGCUGCCUAGACGAAACCCUUUUGAUCUUCCUUAUGACCCAAAUGAGGAAAAACCUGAUCUCAAGGGAGACAGUUUCCAGCAAGAGUUUUUGACAUCCCACCAGAAAGAUACAUUUUUCCGUAGGCAUGAAAGUUUCAGUUUGGGUCCGACGGGCCUAGGGGGUCAUAGGCAAGAGAUGCAUGAUAUUAAAUUCAGACCCUUUUUUGUGCCAGAGCGGUUUGCUUCAGAGGGAACAAGCUAUUCCUCAUUCGAGAGACAGUCAAGUGAAGUUAGUGAAUCGAAGUUGAGUUCUGUUCCUGAUACUGAAUCAGUGAGUUCUGCUGCUGAUCAAGACGACAAGAAGCUCAAUGAACAAGAUUUUUGCCAAGAAACAGGAUUGAUCUCCAACAUAGACCAUGCUUCUGAUCGUGUUCAACAUGGAAGCCGAUUUUCUGAAGAUAUUGAUUCUUUGCAGAUGGAACCAGUUGAGAGGAGAGAUGUUCGCCAUGAUGAGUUUGAGAUAACAUUGGGGAACGUUGGAAAUCAUUCUGGAAGGGAUUCCAACUUGUCUGAAACAGGAGGAGCAGCUACUCAGGAAAUUAAUACAAGCGAAAUUCAUAUCGAAACACAACCAGUUGAAGAGGAGUACAGCAGUAGAUCAAGUUUGUCAUCAUUGUCAGAAAUAGAUGAGAAAAUAUCUUGUGCGAGAAAAGAAGAAUCAAUGAGUUUGAAUAUAGAAGAAUCUGGCAGUUCAAUGCAACGUUCUCUUGAGGAGCCAGAUUUCCACUUUCUGAGUGGAGAGGCGGAUGAAAAUCCCCAUGAGCCUGUUUAUGAUUCAAGCCCCCCUGCAGGUGAAAAGAUCCUCCGUUUUUCCUCCAUUUCUUCUGAUUUGCAAGCAGAGAUAUCUGAAAUGGGUUCACCUUCAGUUUCAAUUGAAACUGUUCACAUUGCAGAUAAGGAAUCUGAAUUGCACAGUGAGAGCAUAGGGAAGGAUUCCUCUAAUGAUGAAGAAAUGCAUGCAGCAUCCUCACUAGCACAUCCAGAAGAUGAAAAGGAACCAAGGUCGACGGAAGUACAAGAGUCAGGUAAGGAUGAUGUUACUCAGGUAAAGUCUUCAGGAGUUAACCACAGUGAUCAAAAUGAAUGUGUGACGCCUGAAUCUGUGGUUGAGCAUGUUUCAGUUGAUUCAAGGUCAUCUUCUCCUGAUACUGGAUCAAUAGAGGAGGGUAUGGCAUAUAAGAAAGAAAGUUUGUCUCAUGAACAGGAUCAAGUCAGCUCUUUGAGUAUUGAUCCUGGGAAUCUGUUUGGGGUUCAUCAGGAUGUGCAUGAGAAGUUAGAUUCCAUUUCUUCUAGUUAUCAGACAGCUUCUGAAAAUUUAUAUUGGUCUAGAAAUGAGGAAGAACACCCGCAUCCUUCAAUGGUGGUUGAGCAUGUGUCAGUGAUAUCUUCGGAAACUGAACCCAUUGAGCUGCAUGCUAUAGUUGGGGAAGAAAAUUUUCAGCUUGAGCAGGAUCAAGUUUAUUCAUCAAGUUCAUCAUACUCUGGAUCUGUAGGUGAAGGCUUGAUGCAUAAGCAUGUAAUUCAGCCUGAACAGGACCAAGUCCAGUCAUCAAGUUCUGAUGAUGCAGAGAUCCAUGAAGGGGGCCACCGAGAUGCAGAUGAGAAGUUGGAUUUGGUGGUUUCUUCUCCCCAACAUAUUCCUUCCAGUGAUUUAUCUCUGUCUGCCUCAGAGGAAGAACAGCCUCCUUUGGUGACUGAGCAAGUUAUACGGGUUCUUCCCGGUCAUUCUACUUCAGAAACUGAACUUGUGGAGGUCUAUUCGUUGAAUAAGGAGGAGAUUGUUCAGUUCAAACAGGAUAAACUCCACUCAUUGGGUUCUGAUGCAAAGAUCAACUCUGGUCUCCACCAAGAUUUGGAUGUGAAGGUGGUUUCCUUCAAUGACCAUGAUGAGUGCAGGGAAUCUUGUAGCACCCUGGCAGAGCCUACAGACGUGAGAAUCACCAAACAUGGGUAUGUGCCAGAAGUCCUUGAUCCCAAGUGUAAAAUUCUGCCAAAUCUGCCUUCCUUGGCUUCUGAUUCCACCCAAGCUGAGAUUCCAGAAUGUAAAUCACCCACCGGUGGAGUGGAUUUGCAAGCUUAUAUCCCUGGAGGAAUUGUAAAUGAGGACCACGUUGAGGUCUUUGAAGAUGUAAGCUAUUCAACAGAAGCUUAUGGUUCUCUUGUUGCCAAACAAAAUAUCAAUGAAGAGGCAGAGGAAAUAAAAGAGAUUGACGAAGGAUUGUUGUCGGAAUUGGAUGCAGUUGGGGACUUUAGUGUGAAAGAAGUUGUUGGUGGAGCAGAGGAAAUUAACGUUGGGAGUAGUGGAUUUGAGUUUCUGCAUAAAGAUUCAAAAUCAACAAAGAAUGAGCCAGACCUCCCAGUUCUUGAUGCAAGAUCACUUGAAGACAUUGACUUGGCUUUUAAGCAACUUCAUGAAGGAGUGGAUGUUGAGGAAGUCAUCCUUCCCAGUAUGGGUGAUGAUUGGCUAGUUGUGGGUGAAUCCAAUUCAAACAUUAAAGCAGUUGAUGCAAAAUCUCUGGAAGAUAUGGAUAUUGCUCUCAAGCAAGUCUCAGAAGUUAAUCUUCAUGAGCUUCCAGAACCAUUGGAUUCAAAGGAUCAAUCAUCAUCCGUAGAGCCAUGUGAAGUGGGUUCUGCCAACAAGAUUGAACCAAGUGAUGCAGGAUCUGUUGUUCAAGAAAGUAGGACUGUUUUUGUUGAUAAACCAGAACAUGGAUCUGAUCAAACAUCUGAGAGUAUCAGUUUAAACUUAUCUAAUACAUUGAAUACAAAAGGUAAGGAGGAAAAAUCUGCUUCCAGUUCAAGCUGAAGCUCGAGCUCGAGCUUGAACGACUCUGAUUGAAAAUGAAGAUUUAAGAAGAGAAAUACAAAGAAAGAGUUUUAUGAUUCUUCCUCGUGGUUUCUUUCUGCGAAAAAUGGGCUUUUGAUUUUGAAGCUUGGUACCAUCCUGUUUCGAUCAAUGUUAGUUGCGUUAUAUAAUCUUUUUCUAUUUGCAUUGCUUUCUUCAAGAAUUGAGUUUUGUUUGAAUUCUUGAAGUGUGGAGGUUUUUGGUUCUAUUCUACCUUUUGAAUGCGAGUAUUAUUAUGUAUGAGGGGCUUAUUGGGAGAAGAUUAUUUUAAGCGGUGUAUACAGUAAAUUUUAUUUUUUGGAUGUAGAAUUGUUGAUGUGAUUGAUGGUUUUUGGUUGUUAAA
Molecule: messenger RNA, 4810 nt
Organism: Alnus glutinosa
Lineage: Eukaryota; Viridiplantae; Streptophyta; Magnoliopsida; Fagales; Betulaceae
Exons: 3
Coding region: 283-4428 (1381 amino acids)
Source: RefSeq, a predicted model, not a curated record